Molecule: messenger RNA, 7288 nt
Organism: Mercenaria mercenaria
Lineage: Eukaryota; Metazoa; Mollusca; Bivalvia; Venerida; Veneridae
Product: sodium/calcium exchanger 2-like
Exons: 13
Coding region: 171-2612 (813 amino acids)
Biological process (GO): cell communication; transmembrane transport; calcium ion transport
Cellular component (GO): membrane
Molecular function (GO): calcium:sodium antiporter activity
Source: RefSeq, a predicted model, not a curated record
UGUAUACAAAUAGUUAUGGGUUGAUUUAGAGCUGUUUUAGCAACGGACAAACACCAAGUACGAUUUGGUGGACCGUAUCAUAGCGAUUUUAUGAUCAUGGAAUUAUGACACCACUUUAAAAUUCCGUGUGACUUUUAUUAAAAUAUUUCAAGUAACCAAGCAGUGUCAAAAUGUCUACCUGUAACGUGAAUAACUACGAGUGCGCUGAUGCGGGCUUGCUGUUGCCCCUUGUCAAUGAAUACACAUGGAGUAUAGGGGCUCGAGCAUUUAUCUAUAUUGUUGGUCUACUUUGGAGCUUUAUGGGCGUAUCCAUCAUCGCUGACAUGUUCAUGGAAUCUAUUGAAAUGAUCACCAGUAAGAAGCAGAAGGUUCAAGUUGCGGACCCGAACAGCGACACUGGGUACACAGAUAUCGAGAUCCUGAUGUGGAACGGUACGGUGGCCAACCUCACACUAAUGGCGCUGGGUUCAAGCGCGCCAGAAAUUCUUCUUGCUAUAAUUGAAAUUGUAGGUAAUAAUUUCAAGGCAGGUGCUCUAGGUCCAGGGACAAUUGUUGGGUCUGCAGCAUUCAACCUCAUGUGCAUUACGGGAAUAUGUAUUUUAUCUGUACCGUCUCCGGAGACAAAGAAGUUGGAACUUAUAAAAGUGUUCGCAGUAACAUGUAUAUUUUCAAUUUUUGCAUAUAUUUGGCUAAUUAUCAUUCUUAUCGUCGUGACCCCGGAUUAUGUUGACCUGUGGGAGGCAUUUCUGACCUUUCUCAUGUUUCCCGCCAUGGUUCUGCUAUCCUAUAUAGCGGACAAAGACUUCUGUUCCCGUGGACCACGAAAACCCUCACCCGAGCAUUUGGAUCUAGAGGAAGCGCUCGAAGCAGUUAUUGAGGGUAAAGAACUGCCAGAGACUGGUAUACAUGCAAAUAAACGUCUCAUCUUGGAAUUCAUUAAGAAACUGCGGCAUGAGAAGGGAUACUCCGAGCAGGAUGUUGCCACUUUAGCCUCGUACGUGAUGGAGAAGGAAGGUUCACACAGCCGUGGCUGGUACCGCCGCAACGCGAUCAGAGAGAUGACUGGUUCCGUUAAACUAACACCGAAUCUGGAUGACAGAACUAGGGAGUUACUGGAGACAAUGUUGUUGUCAGAGGAUACAAGUGGUUCUCGUGCAUCGUUUUUUUCUAAACCUGAAAGCAUGAGUAAAGCGAUUAUUGAGUUUGCAGCACCAUCUGCGGCGGUUCUCGAGAAGGAUGGUCGGGUAAAACUGUGUAUAAUGAGACACGGGAAACUUAACAACAGAAUCGUGUUCAAGGUUGAGACAAUAGAUGGAACAGCUGAGUCUGGUUCUGACUACAUCGAAGUUAAGAAAAGUUUGGUGUUUGAUAAAGAUCAGACUGAACAAGAGCUUGAGAUAGAAAUUGUUGAUGACAACAUCUGGGAGCCGGACGAGGUCUUCUUUGUCAGACUGAGCGUCGAACCCGACCAGGUUGCCGAAAUUGGCAAGCGUGGGGUAGCACAAGUCGUAAUUCUUAAUGACGAUGAGCCCGGAACCGUGGAAUUCGACAAGCCUAGUUUCCUGUUCAAAGAGAGUUGCGGAGUUGCUCGAGUACCUGUUAAACGUGUUAACGGCGCCGACGGCGAACUGAAGCUAAACUGGAAAACGAAAGAUAUUUCUGCCGUCGGUGGAAGGGAUUACGAAGAGACAGAGGGUGAACUCAUUUUCAGCCACGGAGAGGUUGAGAAACACAUCGAAAUCACCAUCAAUGAUGAUAUGGAGUUUGAAAAAGACGAAAAUUUCGAAUUAUUUAUUGACAGUGUGAGUAAAGGCGCCAAAAUUGGACAUCUUAGCAGAACAGUUGUCACUAUUGUGAAUGACGAUGAAUUUGACGGUUUUGUGAGUCGUAUUGCAAAUCUCACAAAUGCUAACCUAGACUCUCUCAGAUUACAACGUGCUACAUGGGGAAAGAAAUUUGUGGAGGCAAUGAACGUCAACGGCGGGGAUCUUGAACAUGCAUCUGUUUUCGAUUAUGUAAUGCACUUCUUCACGUUUGGUUGGAAGCUGAUAUUCGCCUUUGUACCCCCACCGACUAUCUGGGGAGGGUGGCUAUGUUUCUUUGUGUGCCUGUGUUUUAUUGGAGUAUUGACGGCAAUUAUCGGCGACCUUGCCUCCAUUUUUGGCUGUCUUAUCGGACUGGAAGAUGCUGUAACUGCUAUUACAUUGGUUGCUUUAGGAACGAGUUUGCCAGAUACUUUCGCCAGCCGGACAGCUGCUCUUAAUGAGAAAGGCGCAGAUAUGGCAAUUGGCAAUGUGACGGGCAGUAAUGGAGUAAACGUUUUCCUUGGUCUUGGCUUUCCUUGGGUAAUGGCAUCUAUUUACUGGACAGUGCAGGGUAAAUCAUUUGAAGUAUCUGCUGGUGACCUUGGAUUCAGUGUCACCGUGUUCACGAUUUGCGCCAUUUUUACUGUAAUAGUACUCAUGGUUAGGCGGUACGUCUCCUUCUUUGGCGGUGAAUUGGGAGGACCCAAGGUCCCCAAAAUAAUCAGUGGCGUUUUGCUGAUAUUUGUAUGGAUCCUUUAUGUUCUCUUGUCAUCAUUACAAACAUAUAAAUAUAUUCCUGGAUUCUAAUCUAAAAUACGUGUACAGACAUUAUAUUUUACCUCUGAGAAGAAACUUUUAAGUUAAAGAGUGUGUAUUUUGCAGUUGUCCCCCUUCUUAUAUUGGUCUUCUUGCCUAUUGCUGACAAAAUUUACUUCCAAGAAAGAACUUUUGAUAAUAAAAAUAUCACCUAUAUGUCUAUUUUACUGUUAUGUUAAAAUAUAUAUAUAUAUAUUUUUACAGCACAUGUCUGUCUAGUUUUAAGUCUUGUUCAAAAGCAUUUUGUUGUAUGCUAGAAACAUUGUUAAGUAGAAAUGGUCUUUCUACAUGGUCAUUAGUGGACCCAAAUAAUUAAUAAAUACAGAAGCACAGGCCUGCGAUUUUUCAGGACAGGUCCUGAUUUCAGGCUUUUGACUGCCAGUAUUUACCUAUAUAACUCUAAAAAUGGAGAUUUCAGGCUUGAGAAUGUAGAUUUUCAGGUUUUUGAUAGGUCUGUAUUCAGUACUUAUUAAUUUUUUGGUGACCUAUUUAUUUUGCAUUGAAAGUAGAACAGCAGUAAUGUAUAUCUGAUGUAAGAAAUAAAAUUCAAGGUAUAUUAUGAGCAUUUGUAAUGACUGGUAUCCAGUGCCUUAACAGAUCUCUCCUGUUGACAAAGUCAUGCUUGUUUGAAUUACUGCAGAAAUGGUACAUUUUAAUAUCCGCAGUAUGUAUGUACACCAUACUCUACAUUUCAACCAUUUUUAAAUAAAUUGUUUUGUUUGCAAGAUAUAAGUUAUUUUCCCUUUGUAAUUUUGUGAGCAUAACAGUGAAGUCAUAUUUAUACUUUUUGUCUUGUUUAUACAAUUGUCAAACUUUUAUUUUGUUGAUAUUUUAAGUGUUUUUUGAUGUAUUACAUGUUGAAAGUGUAGAUCCUAUAGAUAUUUAGUAUGUCACUGGUAGUAGUAAUAUUUUACCAAAGUUUGAUGAAUGUAUAAGAUGCCUUUCAAUUGAGAUAUUAACAUUUGCUUCUUGUGUUUAAUCUUUACCCUUCUGAAUUUCUAAAAUGGACUGGUCUAUCAUUCAGUUCAGUCAGUAUCAUUUAUUAUUUGAAGGGGCAUUCACUGAAAAUUUACUGACUAAAUAGCAAACAGUGCAGACUAUGAUUAGCCUGCAUGGAUGUGCAGGCUAUCUUGGUCUGCACUGGUCGCAAAGGCAGAAUAACUUCCCUGCAGCAGGCUAAAGGUUAAGCACUUAAUUUAGUACAUUUUGUAGCAGCUCUAAAAGUAAGCAGUCCACUUAAGCAGGUUCAUUUUGUAAAAUCUGAUUCCACCAGGAAGCUUUAACAUAUUUAUCAGCAUUAGAUUAUAAACAUUAGUGGCAGUUCUAUUUAUUUCAGCAUUACAUGUUAAAUUUUUUUUGUUAAAAAUUUUGAGUUGGUUUUUCAUUUUAUGUCUUGACUAUUGCUUCUUUUGUAUUCGACUUAAAUAUUCAUUGUGAAUAGCCAUUAUAUCGAUGCCACGUGAAUACAUAUCAUUUAGUAUACUUGAUUCAUAUGGAGUGGGUGUAUGUUAUGUCAAGGUAUUAUUGUAGUAAAAUGCUUGCCCUUUGCUUACAUUAAGUUAUAUAAUAAAAUUAAUGGUCAAAGAUACGAGUUUCAGUUACAUGAUGAUCUUUAGCUAUAAGUAUUAUGUACAGUAUUCUAUACACAGAAUUUAUAACGUUGUGAAGUUUUUAAUCUAUUUAUCUAAUUGCAAAAGUAACUACAACAUAUUUUAUGUAUUUACUUGGCAGCUGGUUACAAAUCUUUCUGUUUGUCAAUAUAUAUUAUAUAUAUUCCUGCAUUGACGUGGGAAACUAUGAUUUUGUCCGUAUGAACAGGACCAUUCUCUGGAUCUGUAUUAAAUAUUAAAUACAAGCAUAACAAAUUAACAGCUGUUAGCAGUAGCCUUCUGCUGGUCAAAUAUAUUGUUCCCUUGGACAUUUAAGGAAAUGACUUUAUGAAGUAUGUUGAACUGCUUAUGUCAAAGUCAGCAGGAUGUUUUAUUGACAAGUACAAAUGUACAACUAUCUCUUGUACUGUUUUCUGUGAUAACACAUUUGUGAUAUUUUAUUGUUUUCUUUUACAUUCUAUUUAUUGUCAUGUAAAUAAUAUACAUAUUUAUUUUUUAUUACAUGAACGUUUUAACAUGAAGGUUACAACUACCAGAUAUAUAAAUUGGCAUUUUUUUACCAAAAAAUCUUACGUAAGAAAAAUUCCAAUUUUUCACCAGUCUGCACACUUUUUUAUACUGUGACUUGAUUCAUUGAAACAGGAAGUUUGUUUAAUAAUGCACCAGAGCAUAUUUUGCCUAACACUUAAAGUACUUAAAGUGAAUUUACAUUCUUUAUCUUGGGCUUUAUUUGCCAAUAUAUAUUUAGAGAUGACAGAACUUGACAUACAAAUUAAAUCCUUUGUUCUGGUGUAACCCCAAACAAAACCAUGAUAAAAUCCAUAUUUUUUUUGUUUUAAUCAUUGAUCCUUGUAAAUAACUAGAUUUUAGACAGCUAACUGCUUCUUGCAAAAUAAAUAAACCCUAUUUGUUUUUUUUCUGUUUGUAUUUCAUUAGCUUAACAACAAACAGCAACAUACCGGUAUAUCUACAAUACAAGAUUUUGAUAUUUACAGAUGAAUACAAAGUGACUUGUUGUAUACAAGUCAGCCCAUAUUAGUCUGUAGGGAGUUUAAACUAAAUAUCAAAGAGUUUUAAUGAUUAGGUUUGACUUAUUAAUGUGUUGUUCCAAAUUGAAGCUCAAUAACCAAGCAUUUGCCUGAAGGUGAUACAAGAUUUUCUCUCUUUUUACAUAAAAUACAAAAAAACUUGCAAACAAACAUCAAGAGAAACAGGAUUAGUUUUUUUUCACAUGAAAGGAAAUUACAAAUACAUGCCUAAAGGUAACAGAGAUUCCAUAUGGGGAGCAAAUAUUUUUUUCCAUUUUUUUUUAUUUAUACAGAAAGUAAGGGUCUGAAAAUUUGGGCAAAUUAGGAGUAUAUAUUUAUCAGGAUUUUAUCCAUAAUCAAACUUAAUCAAAUCUGCAUUAUUUAUUCAAAGAGUUUGUCUGGAACUUACACCAAUACAAUGAGACAUUUUUGCUUAAGGUAUUUAUGCAUGUUUGUAAAACUGGUCUAGAAUGAGACCUGUAUCUUGAACAUGGCAACUUUAUUUCUGUGGUUAGGAAGUAAUUUGUGUGUGUUUUAAUGUACUACAGUAAAACAAUUGCUAGUUCAACAAAUGCCUUUCUAUGUCACUAAAUUAAACUGAAAAUUAAGCACUUUACUUAAAUCAGCAUCAGAUUUUUUAAAAAACAAGCACAGAUGUUUUAUUUGAUCAUGUGAUAGAAAACAGAUAAGUGUACAAGAAUGAAAAGUUUCAUUAAAAUUCACAAUUUACAAUUUUUUCCAAUAUGCAAAACUGUUAUCAAUAUUUUGAUUUUCCAAUAACUGUCACUAUAGAUACUUAAGGGUCUCAAACUAUAUCAUAUAAUAUUUAUUUUAUUUGCUGUAUUUUCACAGCAUCUAAAGGUUUAAAAAAAAUCAGACUUUAAUCACUAAAACAAUGUAGAAAAUAAUGAUCUUAACUUCCUAGCUUACAUGCACAACUACCUCAAAUCAAAGCUGUAAAUAAAGCACUUGUGAGUGUCAUAGCAAUUGUUUUAUUUGUUUUCUAGUGUUGAUAGUCAAAGAGUGUAAUUUUGAAAUACAAACUAGUGAACAUGUAAUCAAGAAAGUGAGUGAAAAUUGUUGAAAUAUUUCAUGCUGGCCUGAAAUAUUUUUUUCGAGAUGACAGUAAAUAAAAUAUGUCUGUUUGGUUAAAAUUUUCAUGUGUAUAUUUUUUAUAUUAUCAGUACUAUUCAACUUCAUCCAUGCAGCAAUAUGACUUCACAAAUUCAUCAAUAUUCUUUACCCUGAUAAAUUUCUAAAAUGGACUGGUCCAUCAUUCAAUCUUGGCAGUACCACUUACUAUUUCAAAGGGGUGUCCAUUGAAAAUUUACUGAUUGAAUAGCGAACAGUGCAGACCAUGAUCACUGGCCGCAAAGGCAGAAUAACUUGCCGUCUGCAGGCUACAGGUUAAUACAUGUAUUUUACCUCUACUACUAAGUAUAUUACAAUGUACAUCUUCCUUCCAUAAUUCUGUUUUUAUUUCCAAGAGAACUUUUGCUUGUGCUUGAGGUAAUUCUACAUAGUCUAGUGUAGUAUUAAACAUACAACAAAUCUUGCUAAAAAAUGAUAUCAAAAUUCCAAAUCUAGAAUUUAAGCAGCUUUUUUAUAUAUACCCGCCAUCUGUUGUUUUGCCCAUAUUUUAAAAAUCACUAAAAGUACUUCUUUGAUAUUUAGUGCAGAAAAAGUGCUGCUUAUAAUGUGUCAACUUUCAACAAAACUAAACUACCUUGUCAUUGCAUAUGUUACAUCAGUUUGUACAAGGUCAGUUUUAUGAAGAUCAACUCACAAAAUCUCUGAAUACAUAUUUGGCAUUAGGAAAUUACCUUUAGUUUCAUUAUUGUUGAUACAUAUACUACAUACUUGCUUUUUCACAGCACAGUUUAGUUUUAGAAUGUUCUCAGAUGAUACAAAAACACAUUGAUCAUCACUUCAUUAUAGUGCUUGUUGGUAUUUAAAUAAUUAUUAAGAUUUUCUAGAUACUUUUUUGGGAUUCAACAGUAUUUUAAUAGAAAUAAAUAGUGCGCAAUAA